AUGCCUCAAGAAAAUCUGGGGGAGGUUUUCUCCAAUUUACCUCCUUCCACGCUUGCAAACUUUGCUGCAUUUUUGCCCCCACCAGGGGUUACCGCCAACUGGGAGAAUCCGGAUUCUCAUAGGGAGAUAUUAAUAUUGAUUCCUACUAUCAUGAUGUUUUUGAUGGUAAUAUGUAUAAUUGUGAGAGCUUGGGUGGUCUUUUGGAUUAUGCGGCCUGUGAAACUGAGGUGGAGUGAUUGUGAGUUUUUUCUUAACUUACUUGGGAAAGCUCCCACAACUGACAGGCAUUUUAUAGUGACCUUUACUCUUACAGUAGUAUGCAAUAUUCUUGGAGAGUAGCAUAGGCUGGAUCAUGCUGACUCGUAAAUUUGAGUAACAGCUUGUUGCUAUAACUCUCUACGUCGUUGUACUAUUGUGUACGCAGGAUCUUCUCUUUUGGCUCAAUUCAGUUACUGACUUCAUUAUAGCCGCCACUGGCAAUGGAACUUUUGGGCUUCAUAAUUGGGAUUUUUCAGUUGCGCGAUUGAUAUCCUACCGCAACCUAAUUGUACGUGUUCUCGCAUUGUCUUAUUAAUCAAUGUAUUCCCAGUUCCGCAACAACUAACACAAAUUUGUAGACAACCGGCCUAUUACCAUGGCUCACACCUCUCACUCUAGGGUUAGUGAAAGUAACCAUAUUUCUGACAUACAUGGAAAUCUUCCGUAGCAUGAAGUGGAUGAAAAUGGCGUGUCUCAUCGGUCUUACCUUCACUGUCGUAUGGUAUUUUUCAAUUACCAUCGCCCAAUUAUGCUUGGCCGUUCCACUGGGAGGCGAAGGAUGGGUGAAGCACCUGUUCACCCAACGUAUGAUUCAACAAAACCUCCUUAGCGUUCCAACGGCUGUAGUGGGCUUAGCUAUUGAUUGCUAUUUAUUUAUUUUACCGAUUAUCGCACUCAAUAAAUUGAAGAUGACUCGGAGGAAAAAGCUAGGUGCAGGGUUGAUCUUCGCUACUGGAUUUCUUGCUAUUGUAGCAUCCAUAUUGAGCGUUGUGUAUCGCGUGAUUCACGGCGAUGAACACGGGGAUAAUACUUGGUGGUUGGUACCUAUCAUGGCAGUUACAAUUACCGAAACAUUCAUUGGUUUUAUCAUUGCUUGUGCCUGGCAUUUUUCCAAAUUCCUGCGGACAUAUGAGCAGUAUUUUUUGAGAGCUAGCUCGUUACUCGCAAAUUUGUUUUGCUGCAAACGCAAAGGUUCUCGGGGCAAGGAAUCUGCAGACCCCAAAAGCAGUGAAGCAUCCGAUACUGUAGAUGAUUCAAAGGUAUCUCGAGAAAAGGUUAAACCACCUCAGAAAAUGUAUCCCGGUCUCGAUCUUACGUCUCGCGGUGGAACUGUGCCGGCUACAGAAUUGGAUAAAAUCGAAAACAUUCCGAAUAGCAGAGAGAAUCAAUCAUAA
Botrytis cinerea B05.10 is the source of this 1433-nucleotide messenger RNA. RefSeq lists its product as hypothetical. The transcript has 4 exons. The record is from RefSeq and is a predicted model, not a curated record. Bases 690 to 1433 code for a protein of 247 amino acids. Lineage: Eukaryota; Fungi; Ascomycota; Leotiomycetes; Helotiales; Sclerotiniaceae.